CUUUGACUCCAUUCUCGUCUUCACUCCAUCUCCAUCCCUCUCUCUCGCUGUGGAUUCCUUCUUGGCUCUGAUGAUUGGGAAAUCUCUCCAAUGGCGGCUUGUUAUCGGCGCGUUUUAUCUCCUACAGGCGGGAUCAGCAAUUGUUCUUACCAGUCCAGUCUCUGCUGUGGAGCCCCACUCACAUCCUCCACGUAUGCUGGCUACCGCUACUUCAGAGAAGAAGUAUGCCCCGGGAUAUUGCUCAAUGUAUGGUAUUUGUGGUCAGCGCAGUGAUGGGAAGGUUUUGAAUUGCCCAAAUAAUACCCAAUCUGUAAAGCCAGAUGCAUUACUUUCUUCAAAGAUUCAAAACUUAUGCCCGACAAUUACUGGAAACAUAUGCUGCUCACAGGAGCAAUUUGAUACCUUACGUAGUCAAGUCCAGCAAGCAGUUCCUUUGCUUGUGGGAUGCCCAGCUUGCUUGAGGAACUUUUUAAAUCUUUUUUGUGAACUGUCAUGCUCUCCAGAUCAAAGCCUUUUCAUCAAUGUCACCUCUGUCAGUAAGGUAAACAAUAGCUUGGCUGUUGAUGGCAUUGAUUUGUAUGCGACGAGCACAUAUGGUGAAGAGUUAUUCAACUCUUGCAAGGAUGUAAAAUUUGGUACAUUGAACACUCGUGUCAUGGACUUUGUUGGCGGGGGUGCACAAAAUUAUGAAGACUGGUUUGCGUUUCUUGGUCGUCGAGCUAAUCUUAACGAGGCUGGUUCACCAUAUGCAAUUACAUUUCGUCCAAAUAUUUCUGACUCAUCAGGAAUGAAGCCCAUGAAUUCAACUGUUUAUUCCUGUGGUGACCCUUCACUGGGUUGUUCUUGUGGUGAUUGUUCCUCAUCUUCUUUAUGCACAGAAAAUAAGUUACCAGUCCCUCAAGAGAAACAUUCUUGUUUCAUAAGAAUCGGUUCUUUGAAGAUCAAGUGUAUUGUCUUUUCUCUGGGAAUUGUGUAUAUUGCCUUGAUUUCUGCAAUUUUUGGAUGGGGAAUUAUUCAUCUAAGGAGGAAAAAAACAGGUCCCUCAUCAAAGACAAAACCUUUGUUGAAUGUCAUGGAUGAAACUGAGCUCCCUUCAAUUAAUAAUCAAGAACAAUCUGCUCAACCUAUUCAGAUAUCUGGGGGGGUUCCUCCGGUAUCCAGAGAUGCUCAAUUUUCCAUUGUUCAGGGUUAUUUAUCAAAACUGUUCAGGAAAUAUGGGAGUUUUGUUUCUAGAAAUCCUACUCUGGUUCUUUGUUCAUCAAUUGUGCUUCCUCUUCUGUUAUGCAUAGGUUUAAUUCGUUUUAAGGUGGAAACACGACCGGAGAAGCUAUGGGUCAGUCCGGGUAGCAAAGCUGCAGAGGAAAAAUACUAUUUUGACCACCAUCUUGCACCUUUCUAUAGAAUUGAACAGGAGAUACCACAGACGUCGUCAGGGCAGCAGGUCAACGCCGAGGCCUGCGCGGCGGAGUGCCAUUCGCACAUAACCGAAAAAGUAGCUGGCGAUUGCUCAGAGGAGUCAAUUUGCAGCCCGCACCACAUUCUUGCCUGCUCGUUGGGGUCCGGAAAUGAGCAGUUACUUCCAUCGAAGCGAGAAUCAACAAGGCGAUGCAUAGAUCUGAAAGCCGGUCACCAGCCUGAAGCAGCGUGCCAGCAUUUCAUCUUCAGAGCUGAGCCACUGGCCUUCUGUACAGAUAACAUGCCACUGAUUUGGUUUAUUUUCUCGAUCAGCUUGGAGUCAAACCAAACUAAUCAAUUGUGUUCCAUCAGCCAAUGUGAUUCCAACUCUCUUGCAAAUGAGAUUACAAAAGCAUCACUGACACCAGAAUCAAGCUACAUUGCUAAGCCUGCUGCCUCGUGGCUUGAUGACUUCCUUGUAUGGUUAUCUCCUGAAGCAUUUGGUUGCUGUCGCAAGUUUGUCAAUGGGAGCUAUUGCCCUCCUGAUGAUCAGCCUCCUUGCUGUCAGCCAGAUAAAGGUUCAUGCAGUGUGGGUGGAAUCUGCAAUGACUGUGCCAUGUGCUUUCUUUCUUCAGAUUUGCACAAUGGCCGUCCUUCUACAAUACAGUUCAAGGAAAAACUUCCAUGGUUUCUUGAUGCAUUGCCAUCCUCUAAUUGUGCCAAGGGUGGUAAAGGAGCUUACACGAGCAGUGUAGAUCUAACAGGUUAUGACAGUGGUCUUAUUCAAGCUUCAUCAUUUCGAACAUAUCAUACACCUCUUAAUAAACAAAGUGACUAUGUCAGUUCAAUGAAAGCUGCACUGGAUUUCAGUUCUCGGAUAUCUGAUGCUUUACAGAUACAGGUGUUCCCAUAUUCUGUUUUCUACAUAUUCUUUGAACAAUAUCUGCAUAUCUGGAAGACAGCAGUCAUCAACAUUGCUAUUGGUCUUGGUGCUGUGUUUGUUGUUUGUCUAGUAAUCACCUGCAGCUUAUGGACUUCAUCAAUCAUUCUUAUGGUGUUGACAAUGAUUAUUGUGGAUAUGAUGGGAGUCAUGGCACUUCUGGAGAUUCAACUGAAUGCAGUGUCUGUCGUGAACCUUGUUAUGUCAGUGGGGAUUGCUGUUGAGUUUUGUGUGCAUAUAACUCACGCUUUCUCAAUUGCCAGUGGGGAUAGGGAGACACGGGCUAAGGAGGCGUUAUGUACAAUGGGUGCUUCUGUUUUCAGUGGAAUCACACUCACGAAGCUUGUUGGAGUGAUCGUUCUACACUUUGCAAGAUCAGAACUUUUUGUGGUCUAUUAUUUCAAAAUGUUUCUGGCUCUAGUGCUUAUUGGAUUUCUGCAUGGACUAGUUUUCCUACCUGUGGUGCUGAGCAUCUGUGGCCCUCCCUCCAGGUUUGUGCCUGUAGAUGGUAAACAAGAAAAUCAACCAGCAGCACCAGCUCAGUCAAGCUAAUCAGUUUUGGCACUAAAUUUGUUAUAUCCAUAUCACUGUAUAUAUACAUUAUUUAUGUAUCGCUUAUUUGACAUUCAUCUGGAGAGAAUAAGUCGAUGACCAGAUUAUCAGAAGACGAGGAAAAAUGCUGUCACCAUAUACGAGGACUUGUGCAACAAGUGUCGAGUGGUCCGUCUUCUUUUGUAAAUCCUCGUAUUUGGAAGGCGGUGUAGCACAAGUUGUGAAGUUCUGUAGACGGCCGGCGGGAGAGUUAAGCAGGGGGGAUCACUGAAGCUUGGUCAGUAUGACAUGUAUUAUAUUUUGCUGGUAACUUUGCCUCUGUUUAGUGAUCGGAUGAUGGUGUUUUGAUGUAAUUUCAUUGCUUGAUUGUGAGGACCUUUUUGCUCUUAAUUGAAGUUCGUGAUUUAUAUGCAUAAAGAUUAUUAUUUGA
Molecule: messenger RNA, 3317 nt
Organism: Dioscorea cayenensis subsp. rotundata (Guinea yam)
Lineage: Eukaryota; Viridiplantae; Streptophyta; Magnoliopsida; Dioscoreales; Dioscoreaceae
Cellular component (GO): membrane
Source: RefSeq, a predicted model, not a curated record